UGUGCGGUGCGGGCCGCGACGGAAGGCCGGAUCUUGGUCCUGGAAGGCUUGGAGAAGGCGGAGCGCAACGUCCUGCCGGUUUUGAACAAUUUGCUGGAGAACCGGGAGAUGCAGCUGGAGGACGGCCGUUUCCUCAUGUCGGCCGAACGUUACGAUAAACUCCUGAAGGAGCACAACAGAGAAUCUCUGGAUGCUUGGAGGAUCGUUAGAGUCAGCGAAGAUUUCAGGGUGAUUGCUCUGGGGCUCCCUGUACCCCGAUAUUUGGGCAACCCAUUAGACCCGCCGCUGCGAUCUCGGUUUCAGGCCCGAGACGUUUAUUAUUUACCCUUCAAGGACCACCUAUCACAACUGUACUUUAUUGGAAAUAAUGUUUCAACGGAAAGAAUCUCACAGCUCUUGUCCUUUGCCAUGACUCUCUGCACCCAAGAAUCGUCUUCGCUGGGCCUUCCCGAUUUCCCGCUAGACAGCCUGUCCUCUGCUGUGCAGGUCCUG
Molecule: messenger RNA, 492 nt
Organism: Thamnophis sirtalis
Lineage: Eukaryota; Metazoa; Chordata; Lepidosauria; Squamata; Natricidae
Source: RefSeq, a predicted model, not a curated record